AUGAGUCUCUCCAUGCAAAGCUCAUUAGAAAUCUGCCGAUUCAAGAAGAAAAAGUGCUACCAUGAACAUGACAAAGCAUUGCUGGAUUCGCCCCAGCGGGCCCAGGUCAACACUCGAGAGUCAACGCCCGGGGGAGGCCGUGUCAGUGAUUAUAACCCGGAAUCGGUCCUGGCGGCACUUUCGAGUGGUCCAGAACCAAUUGCCACUGUUGAACAGCCUGAACCAAAUCCCAUCCCCUCGCACUGGCUACGAGGCUUCGCACAGGCAGGCGCUCAAAGUCCCACUUCUGCGCACAGAGCACGCCGCCAGUUGAAUUGGUACAAGCGACACAGGCGACGAACAGCCCCCCAGCAGCGCUCCGAACACUACCAGAGGUAUCUAGAGGAAGUAGGUGCGGUGUAUGAUUUGCCAAAGACUACGGUAGAUGCUCUUCUGCCCAUCUACGUAUCCCUUCUCGAUGAUCUCAUUCCUGUUGUUGAUGCUGCCCGAGUCUAUCGCGAGCACAGCAACGACAAAGCUUCCUCAUGCUUGGUGCGAGCUAUCUGCCUCGUCAUUUCCAAGGCCAAACAGGCUGCUCCGUUCCUGAGGUUGCGCGCCGAUGGACCAGUUCUGCCGCCUCUCGACUUCGCAACCAGUUUAUUCACAGGCCUAGACGCAGCUGUCAAGGCAGAGCUUGAGCUCGACCGAAUCACCAAGAUUCAGGUUCUAGCUCUGAUGCAUCUACACAACGACGGCCUGGCCGGCAUGGACCGUGCUUCCGGCCAGCUCUCACAAGCAAUCAAUGAGGCCUGGGCGUUGUCUUUGCAAUGGAAGAUACCUGGCAACACGGACCAGGAACAGUGCGACUAUCUGUGGUGGACCUUGCGCAAUCUCGAUCGCUUGAACAAACCAGUCCAGGGAGCAGCACCAUUCAUAAUUGACGAUAGCGAUAUAUCCAUCGAGCGAAUCGCCAGCAAGGAGGAGAGCUACAGAUCGCAGGUCAUGGACGUCUCUCUAAAACUAGGUGAUCUCAUGAUCAAGGCAACUAAGGUCUACAAAGCUAGCUCAACCGCAAGAGAAGAUGACUCGUACCUUGAGGUCUCGUAUCACAUCGCCGCGAUGCUGUCCUGCAAAUACAGCGGACCUGCCACGGUCCACUAUAACCGACGUCUCGCCUCGGCAAAGCGGAUUCUCGAAAUCAUUUCCUCAGCAGGAAACGACAACCUGCCUCCCCUCCCAGUAAUUCCAUAUGCAAUGUCAAUGUCCACGACGAUGAUCUAUCGAGCAUUCAGCGAUAAACAAGAGACACUCGACACUACCCUCCAGAACCUCAAUCGUUGCUGCGAGGCCUUAGAUGUACUAAGCCGCCGUUGGACUAGCGCUAAAGGCAUUGCACGUCUGGCCAAGCGCCUGGUCAAAGUUCUUUCGCGUUAUGAAACAGCACAACACAAGCUGAACAAAAGUUCAGAAAGGAUCGGCACUAAUUAUGGGCGUGAUCGUCCCUCUACGGCGGACACGGACCAAGGACCACGUCCCGGAGGUCAAUCGAGCACUAGCACUCUUCCUACAUCGCUGCACCCACAAAAUGUGCUCGAAGCAGCCCCUAGCGACCUCGUCGACACAGCAGAGCUAACCUUCAACCCUCAGUCAAACAUGGCAGCCCAACGGCAAGAAGAUUGGCAAGCGCUCGAUGCCUCCUACACCCAGCUUGACCGAGCGUUCAGCGAUUUGUACGACUAUGGAAUGCCCAACGCAUUUCGCGACCCUGCCACAUGGGAGAUACUCCACUACAUGAAUGAGGAGGCCAGUUCUACUGGCGGCAGCGAUUUUCAGGUUCCGACUUACUUCUCACCAGAUAUCGACUUUGGAUAUACAGGUAUUGGGAUCAAUGAUACCGGACAUACAGAGCAGCAGUAG
Cyphellophora europaea CBS 101466 is the source of this 1896-nucleotide messenger RNA. RefSeq lists its product as uncharacterized. The transcript is spliced from 3 exons. Bases 1 to 1896 code for a protein of 631 amino acids. Lineage: Eukaryota; Fungi; Ascomycota; Eurotiomycetes; Chaetothyriales; Cyphellophoraceae. The record is from RefSeq and is a predicted model, not a curated record.